Drosophila serrata is the source of this 417-nucleotide messenger RNA. RefSeq lists its product as uncharacterized. The record is from RefSeq and is a predicted model, not a curated record. Lineage: Eukaryota; Metazoa; Arthropoda; Insecta; Diptera; Drosophilidae.
CCUAGCCACUUCAUCUGAGAAGUAUCCGACAUGGCUGCCAAGAUCCUGUUCACUCUGCUGCUCCUUUUCGUUGCGUUCGAGCUUAGCUCCCAGUGCCAAUCUAGCACCAACAUUAAGAAUGGCUGCGAGGUGGUCGUGAACACGAAUCCAUGUUGCCGGGGAAAGAAAUUGAUACAUCAAUGCGCCUGCGAUUUUACCUGCUCGGAAUGGGACAAGCCCUGCAAUUGGGUGUACACCUGUGAUGAGGAGAUUAAGAUUAUUAACGAUGUCCGUCGGUCUAAGAACAAGCUAAGUACUUGUUUCUUACUGCCAAGUGUAAACCACCAGGAGUGUCUGGAGAUCAAUCAUAAUACGCAUAAGCACCCCAACUGUUGUGACAAAUUUUGCAAAGCAAAAGUUUUAGAUGUUUGUUCCUAA